CCCAGCUGUAAUACACCGUGCUGUUCACAGCUCUGUUGAGUUUUCGGCACAGCAAGAGCAGGCUGCAGUAAUGUCAGUUACCUGGAGGCACAACCAGGACUUUGCUGCCCGGUGGUUCGAGGACGAUGAAGAACCAGUUUACUAUCGCAACUUCGAAAAGAGUGCAGAGCUAAACACACACACGUGGUCUCUGAAGAUCUCCAACCUACAAAAGAGCUUCAGCGGCAGUUACUCAGUGGAGAUCAACAACAAAGACCCAACCACGAGUGUGAAACUUGUCGUUCUUGAUCCUGUAUCUAAGCCUAACGUCACCCACGUCUGCGACACCACCAGCAACAGCUGCACUCUGACCUGCAUGGCAGAGCAAGGUGAUGAUGCUGAGUACGUCUGGCGCGAUGCCAAGGGCAACACGCAGAAAGGACACGAGUGGACAGUGCAGAGGCCUGAACAGGAAGACACGUCCUUCACCUGUAACAUCAGCAAUGCAGUGAGCUGGGAGACUGCGGAGCUGGUUAUCACUGUGGAGCAGAUAUCUGCGGAUGGCGUUGAUGAGCCCACCAUUCUGCACAGCUGCAACUCCACCACAUGUGUCCUGAGCUGCACUGCGUUGGGGAGUCAACCCCAGUUCAGCUGGACUGAUGGCAACGGGUUGCGGGUGUCAGGUCCAGAACUGGUGGUGCAGAGGGGUGAACAGCUGGACAAGAUCUACACCUGCAACGCCACCAACGCAGUCAGCUGGAAGACCAAGAGCAUCAUGGAGAGAGAGAUGUUUCCAGUGCUUCUGACAGUGCAGUUGCAGCCUCAGCUGAUGCAGAAGGAGGACGAUAGCACCCGAUUACUGUAA
Molecule: messenger RNA, 844 nt
Organism: Engraulis encrasicolus (European anchovy)
Lineage: Eukaryota; Metazoa; Chordata; Actinopteri; Clupeiformes; Engraulidae
Product: SLAM family member 8-like
Exons: 4
Coding region: 71-844 (257 amino acids)
Source: RefSeq, a predicted model, not a curated record